Molecule: messenger RNA, 1346 nt
Organism: Echinops telfairi (small Madagascar hedgehog)
Lineage: Eukaryota; Metazoa; Chordata; Mammalia; Afrosoricida; Tenrecidae
Gene: ACP5
Product: acid phosphatase 5, tartrate resistant
Exons: 5
Coding region: 47-1030 (327 amino acids)
Biological process (GO): bone resorption
Molecular function (GO): ferric iron binding; ferrous iron binding; acid phosphatase activity
Source: RefSeq, a predicted model, not a curated record
CGGAGCACCCCGGAGACCCGAUUAACUGGCUUGUGCCUCCCCUAGGAUGGACACAUGGACAGCACUGCUGACCCUCCUCCUGCAGGCCUCGUUGGCACUCCCCUUGGCUGACAGUGCCACCCCCACCCUGCGCUUUGUGGCCCUGGGUGACUGGGGAGGGGUCCCCAAUGCCCCGUACCACACGGCCCGGGAAAUGGCCAGUGCCAAGGAAAUGGGCAGAACAGUGCAGACCCUGGGCGCCGACUUCAUCCUGUCCCUGGGAGACAACUUCUAUUUCACCGGUGUGCGGGACGCCUAUGACAAGAGGUUCCAGGAAACUUUUGAGGAUGUCUUCUCGGACCGCUCCCUUCGCAACGUGCCCUGGUACGUGCUGGCCGGAAACCACGACCACCUGGGUAACGUUUCUGCGCAGAUUGCCUACUCCAAGAUCUCCAAGCGCUGGAACUUCCCCAGCCCUUUCUACCGUCUGCGCUUCAAGAUCCCACGAACCAACGUGUCCGUGGCCAUCUUCAUGCUGGACACAGUGGCCUUGUGCGGCAACUCGGACGAUUUCCUUAGCCAGCAGCCCGAGAGGCCCCGUGACCUGGGACUGGCCCGCACCCAGCUGGCUUGGCUCAAAAAACAGCUGGCAGCCGCCCAGGAGGACUACGUGUUGGUAGCUGGCCACUACCCGGUGUGGUCCAUAGCCGAACACGGACCCACGCGCUGCCUGGUCAAGAAGCUGCAGCCCCUGCUGGCCACAUAUGGGGUCAUCGCCUACCUGUGCGGUCAUGACCACAACCUGCAGUACCUUCAGGAUGAGAAGGGUGUGGGCUACGUGCUGAGUGGGGCCGGGAACUUCAUGGACCCCUCCAAACGGCACCAACGCAAAGUCCCGGAUGGUUACCUGCGCUUCCACUACGGGGCCGAGGACUCGCUGGGCGGCUUCGCCUACAUCGAGAUCAGUCCCAAAGAGAUGACGGUCACUUACAUCGAGGCCUCCGGCAAGUCUCUCUUCAAGACCAGCCUGCCCAGGCGACCCAGGCCCUGAGCCCGGGGUGGGGGGACCCCCGCUCUGAGUGAGACCUGAGGGGCCUCCCACCUGUGGUAGGUGAGCCCUACUGGGGCCCUGCCCACGGGCAGGGUUUUCCUCAGGCCAGCGACAGUGCUGGGGCAGAGUAGGAAGGAGAACCAAAGCAGAGGAACUGGGGUGCCACGGGGCACUCGUGAAAGGGGCAUGGGCAUGGACAUGACCCAGAGCGCCCCUGUCAGGUAGCCCCGGGAAAUAGGGGACAGAGAGGGGACACUUCCUCCUGAAUCAAGCCUUCUCCUGUGAAGCCAUUCAAUAAAAAGAAUAGUUACCAAGA